AUGGCUAUUACCUUGCAGCCCAGUGACCUGAUCUUUGAGUUUGCAAGCAACGGGAUGGAUGACAUCCACCAGCUGGAAGAUCCCUCGGUGUUCCCAGCUGUGAUUGUGGAGCAGGUACCCUACCCUGAAUUAGUGCAUCUGUACUCAGGCCUGGAGCUGGACGAUGUUCACAACGGCAUUCUAACGGACGGGACCCUGUGCAUGGCGGAGAAUCAGAUCCUGGAGGGCAGGUUUCUGUUGGCAGAUGACAAUGAGGCAACAUCACCCACCAUGUCAACCACUGAAGUCUUGCUCAAUGUGGAAUCUCCCAACAACGUCCUGGAUGAGAAGCAGAUCUUCAGCACCUCUGAAAUGCUCCCAGACUCAGACACUGCUCCAGCCGUCUCUGUGCCCAACUACCUGUUUCCUGCCUCUGAACCUGAAACCCUGAGCAGGGGUGGUGACACUGGUGACCAGGAGGGGCACUCUCUGGAGGAGAAGAGCUUCCCAGAGGAGAAUGCUAAAAAGACUGGAAAAUCAAAGAAGAGAAUCCGGAAGACAAAGGGCAACCGAAGUACCUCACCUGUCACUGACCCCAGCAUCCCCAUACGGAAAAAAUCCAAGGAUGGCAAAGGCAGCACCAUCUAUCUGUGGGAGUUCCUCCUGGCACUUCUGCAGGACAGAAACACCUGUCCCAAGUACAUCAAGUGGACCCAGCGAGAGAAAGGCAUCUUCAAGCUGGUGGACUCCAAAGCUGUGUCCAAGCUGUGGGGGAAGCAGAAAAACAAGCCUGACAUGAACUAUGAGACAAUGGGGCGGGCCCUAAGAUAUUACUACCAGAGAGGAAUCCUUGCCAAAGUGGAAGGGCAGAGGCUGGUGUACCAGUUUAAGGAGAUGCCCAAAGACCUGGUGGUGAUUGAAGAUGAGGACGAGAGAAGUGAAGCCACAGCUGAGUCCCCUCAGGCCUCCACCUCCUCCACUUCUUCCACCGCCACCACCCGCCGAGCCAGCUCCAGGGUCUCAUCCAGAGCCACCACCCAGGGCAAGGGUGGUCUUUCCUGGGAGAAGCCAAAGGUUGCACACGUUGGUCUACAGCCAUCCGCGAGUCUGGAACUGGGCCUGUCUGUAGAUGAGGAGAUUCCCACUACCUCCACUGUGCGUGUCUCUCCACCAGACAGCCAGGCCAAACUCACCCAGGCCAUGAGUACUUCUUCCAUGCCCAGCAACAUCCACCUAGGAGUGGCCCCUGUGGGGUCAGGCUCAGCCUUGACCCUGCAGACAAUCCCGCUGACCACGGUCCUGACCAACGGGCCUCCCGCCAGUACUACUGCUUCGACCCAGCUGGUUCUCCAGAGUGUUCCACCUGCUUCAUCCUUCAAGGACACCUUCACUUUGCAGGCCUCUUUCCCUCUGAACACCAGUUUCCAAGAGAGCCAGGUGGCAGCGCCAGGGCCUCCACUGAUUCUCAGUGGCCUCCCUCAACUUCUGGCUGGGGCCAACCGCCCAGCCAAUCCAGCACCAGCCCCACUCACGGGGGCUGGACCAGCAGGGCCCAGCUCUCAGCCCCCUGGGACUGUCAUUGCUGCCUUCAUCAGGACUUCCGGUGCCACAGCAGCCCCUGGGGUCAAGGAGGGGCCGCUUAGGCCCUCCUCUUAUGUGCAGGGCAUGGUGACUGGGGCCCCCAUGGAGGGGCUGCUGGUGCCUGAAGAGACCCUGAGGGAGCUCCUGAGAGAUCAGGCUCACCUUCAGCCACUCCCAACCCAAGUGGUUCCCAGGGGUUCCCAGAUUCAGAACCAUAUGGGGAACCAGACUUUCUCUGCACCCAGCCACCCCACUGUUGGGCUGACCCCAGUAGCUGAACUUGAGCUCUCGUCAGGCUCAGGGUCCCUGUUUAUGGCCGAGUCUAGUGUGACCACCUCUGGAAGCCUGCUGGCCAGAUCCCCCACCCCAGCCCCCUUCUCUCCAUUCAACCCAACCUCCCUCAUUAAGAUGGAGCCCCAUGACAUAUAA
Molecule: messenger RNA, 1989 nt
Organism: Orycteropus afer afer
Lineage: Eukaryota; Metazoa; Chordata; Mammalia; Tubulidentata; Orycteropodidae
Gene: ELF4
Product: E74 like ETS transcription factor 4
Exons: 8
Coding region: 1-1989 (662 amino acids)
Biological process (GO): cell differentiation; regulation of transcription by RNA polymerase II
Cellular component (GO): nucleus
Molecular function (GO): DNA-binding transcription factor activity, RNA polymerase II-specific; sequence-specific DNA binding
Source: RefSeq, a predicted model, not a curated record